AUUAUAACAAGGAGUAGGAAGAUGCUUGGAGUUUUGGAUACGGCGAAGGACUCCACCGUAGCAGGGACGUCCAGCGCCGUUUACGUUGGUGAGCGUCUCAAAGCCACUGUACAAUGUUCCGAUGAAGCACUGCGGAAAUUUAAGUGCUCAGAAUGUCCGAAAGCUUUUAAAUUCAAGCAUCAUCUCAAGGAGCACAUCCGAAUUCACAGUGGUGAAAAGCCCUUCCAGUGCCCACAUUGUCAGAAGCGAUUUUCACAUUCGGGUUCGUAUUCCUCCCACAUGAGUAGCAAGAAAUGUACUACAGCUGCAACACAGGCUUCAUCAACAGCAUUUGAGUUUGGCGAUCAAAUGGUACUUUACCGAGCACUUUUGUUGCAGUUCCAGACAGCGCAUAAUUUUGCAUAUUCAAAUGUCGGUCCUUAUACGGCCUUGUUGCAACAGCAACUUUUACAGGCAGCGAGUAGCACUGGUUCGUCAACGUCAUCAUCGGCAUUGUCGGCCAGCUAUUGGGCCCGUCAUUUCAGCAAUAGUAAUUGCACUGUAGAAGGAACGGUCUCUGCAGGCGUAUAUAGUAAAAACAGUAAAAACGAUGUUGAAGAUGGUAUCGAGAAUAGCACACUCUUGAAGAAUUCAUGUGCUAAAAAUGAAAAAAGUAAUCAGGAUGGUGUGGCACACCACGAUGAUCUGGAAAGGUCCCGUUCCUCUGGUGAGAGUGCUGAACAGCAAGAAGCGCAAAGUGGGUCCGAUUUACCAAACUCGUGUAUUGUUGGUAGUGGUGCUACCUGGAAGCCGUUACGGUCCCGUUCAUUUCUUACCGAUGCUCAAGUUGCUAUUCUCCAUGCUCACUUCAAACGUAACCCAUUCCCAUCAAAAUAUGAACUUUCUGCUGUUGCUGAACAAAUUGGAGUUAAUAAAAGAGUAGUGCAGGUAUGGUUUCAAAAUACCCGAGCAAAGGAACGGCGAAGUAAUCGGUUAAGUGUAGCCUGCGAACGAUACUCGCGUUCCAUGUGGAAUAAUGCCAUAUCAUUUCAAAGUGCUGCUACAGCAGUAGCAGCUGCUAACGAUCCUUUAAGUUUGAUGGCUGCUUGGGCACAACAGUGUAGCGGUCUUGUGAACAGCGGCCUAUCGGAUGAGCAAACGGCGAAAACUGAUUUACCGUCAAGUGAAACAUCGGAUGCUGCUCGUGAUUUACCACUUGAUUUAUCAGUAAAGGAUGAAACAACUGUAGUAGCAGCAGUCCCAGCUGAACAAACAUCUGUUUUUCGAGUUGAGGGAGAUGGAGAAAGACAAGACUUCAAUCAGGACGAUUACUGGUCUGCUAGCAGUCUCAUUGGAUUUAUUCCGAAAGGAAGUGAAACAAUACGUGGAACACUGCUGCAAGCUUCGAAGGGUCGUUCAGAGACUCCACCAACGAUACUUACUUCGGCAUCCAGGUCUCACUCGGAAGGUGAAUCGAAUUCGGAUGCUGGUUUAUUGGAUGAUAAUUCGGCUGCUGCACUGUCAUCAAGUAUUUGGCCCAGUAGUGUGUUUAUGUCACAAUACUCAAUGUUGGGUAUCAACGGUUUAGCAGGUCUUCAGAAAGUUCUGGAGCAAAGUGAUGAUAAUGAUGAUAACGCGUCAGACAUUUCAUCGAGUGAAAAGCGCCAUCGUUUAAACUGGAAACCACAUCGAACUGAUGAAGAAGGCCUCUAUGCGUGCGAUCAAUGUGAUAAAAUGUUCGGAAAGCAGAGUUCGUUGGCAAGGCACAAAUAUGAACAUUCUGGACAGCGUCCCUACAAAUGCGAUGUAUGUGAGAAGGCAUUCAAACACAAACAUCAUCUUACGGAACACAAAAGAUUGCAUUCAGGUGAAAAACCUUUCCAGUGUGACAAAUGUUUGAAGCGGUUUAGCCAUUCGGGCAGUUAUUCGCAGCAUAUGAAUCACCGUUAUUCAUAUUGCAAGCCUUAUAGAGACUAAUGGAUUUGAUCCAAUGAACUUAUACGCUUUUUGCUACAGGAGUACGUGGCUCAAUUCCAGUUUCCUGGUGAGCGUUUAAGAUAUUGUGGAAUUUGGCAGCUUUUUCAAAGGUUUUUUAUCCUCGAUUUUCCAAGGAAAAUGGAUCUUUUUGAAAAUUCCGAUAUUUUUGUUGUGAUUUGCGUGAGCUGUGAAGCUGUUAAUUGAUACGGUGCUAGAAAAUAUAGAAUUGUUGUCCUUGUUUCGCUUAGCUCUGUUCGUUCCUUUGGGUACAAAGUCACUUACGAUUCAAGUCCAGUACCGAUUUUCAUUGAUAACGGAC
Loa loa (African eye worm) is the source of this 2275-nucleotide messenger RNA. RefSeq names its product ZAG-1 protein. The transcript has 9 exons. Lineage: Eukaryota; Metazoa; Nematoda; Chromadorea; Rhabditida; Onchocercidae. The record is from RefSeq and is a predicted model, not a curated record. Gene Ontology annotation, molecular function: DNA-binding transcription factor activity, RNA polymerase II-specific; RNA polymerase II cis-regulatory region sequence-specific DNA binding. The coding region runs from base 22 to 1956 and encodes 644 amino acids. Gene Ontology annotation, biological process: anatomical structure development; regulation of transcription by RNA polymerase II.